Artibeus jamaicensis (Jamaican fruit-eating bat) is the source of this 2191-nucleotide messenger RNA. Its product is annotated as cytochrome c oxidase subunit 7B, mitochondrial-like. The coding region runs from base 606 to 947 and encodes 113 amino acids. The record is from RefSeq and is a predicted model, not a curated record. The transcript has a single exon. NCBI's taxonomy places the organism in Eukaryota, Metazoa, Chordata, Mammalia, Chiroptera, Phyllostomidae. Gene Ontology annotation, biological process: mitochondrial electron transport, cytochrome c to oxygen.
AGUUAGAUGACUUCUGGAGUUUGGAUGGUGUCAGGACACCCAGGAAAGAAAUUAUCUUGCUAUUUUGCAAAGAGCAGGAGUUUAAAUUACAGGGAUAUUGAGAGCUGAAAGAAAAGAAAGUGAUCACUAAUGCUUGGGGAAAAAAUACGCUAGUCUGGACUAGUCAAACCCAAAUUAUUUACCCUCCAGCAUCCCAUGCACCUGAGGGGCCAUCAAAACUGCACUUUCGGAUUGGGGUCGAGCCCUGCUUCUCGGGCAGGAAAUGUUCCUCCAGGAAGUCACCCUGCCUCUGCCGGACCUGCAGGGAGCAGCUGCUAGGACCGCUGGUCGUUUCCAAGGCUGUUACACAGCCCAGUGAAGGGUAGCAGCUCCACUAGUUGGGUGAGAAAUUACUUCACCUUCACCUCUCAGCCCCUGGAAAGCAGGAAGGUGUUGUUUGUCCUCUACCCUUGGCUGCCACCCUCCCAACUCGCUCACCUCUGCAUAGUCUCCUGGGAGCCAUGCUGCCACAGCGGAGAUGACACUGGUUCUCUGCAUCCCUGAGCCAAACUCUUCAGGGGCAGAACCAGUGCAGCUGCCCUGACCAUGGUCUCCCAAGGUUCUUAAUGGCUUCAAAGAAAUGGAGGUUCUUUGCAAGGGUACUUGACAUGAAGUUCCAACAAACCAGCAGUUGCAGUUGCUGCAAUUCUGUCUUCAGCUUCACGAUGUUUCCAUUGGCCAAAUACACACUAGGUCUUUUCCCAGUUCAAAGCAUUCGGCAAGUAACGGCGAGGCAGACCCACCAGAAACAAACACCUGCUUUCCAUGACAAAUAUGGCAACACUCUAUUAGCUAUGAGGGUGACUUUCUGUGUUGUUACAUGGGCAUAUAUAGCAACACAAGUUGGAGUAGAACGGAACCUGUCCCCUACUGGCAGAGUCACCCUAAAGGAGUGGGGAGAUCAGUAAUCAUCCCAGCUGGUGUACUAAUGAAUUGUGUCAAAACCAACUCCUAAUUGAUGCCAAGUGAAAGCACUGUAUACCCAUUAAAAUAUGGCAUGAUUGAAGAAAGCAAGUACAUUUGAAACCUAAAAAAAAGGGGAACCACUUCAAUGGCAAGUGAUUAUUUCUGCUCUUUGACAAAACCCAUGCCCACGCCUCCUUCCAACAACGCAACUUUAAUUGGCCAGUGUUCGUUAUUUUUGAAGCCUACUUUGUUUCGUACAGUUUUUCAUAUUCCUCAUAAACUAAUACAAAGAGAUUUUAAUGAUUUCAUACUAAUGGAGAAACCAGGAUUGCCGAAACAACCACAAAAACAGCGAUGGCACGAAUCAUAGUGAAACAAGACUGUGAAGACGGAGAGGUCUGUCCCAAUUUUCUGGGUCACUGAAAACCAAAACACCUAGGCUUACCUCUGGGGUUAGUGGUGACCCAAAUCAUGGAACCAGAGAGUCAUUUCAGGAAAGCAGUUUCAUCUCUAGGACUCCAGACACCCCUUCCUUCAUGCGCUCCAACCACAUUCUGAUCAGAGCAGGCAAGUCUAAAUCAAAUAGUCUAGAUCAGCAAUGGAGUAGGUAUGAAUUUGCCAUACCAUAAAUGGGCACAAGAAACAUCACUUUGCUUUAUUUUUCUAAAUCAAACAAAAUUUAACUCUAAGCCCUAAUUCCCCGAGUGGUGAGGCAAGGAAUCUUUUUCAGCUUCUUUAGCUGAUCCUGUUUUAACACAUGUGGAGCUGCCCAGGAGCUACAAAGUCCUGAAAACUCGAGGAAGACCUUAGAGCUUCGGUCCAUCAUGGUCACACCAGAGCUGUUCAUACAGGGGUCACUGCCCAAGCAAGCUGUUGCCAUUCGUUCAAAGGCAGGACGCUCCUUUUCUGAGAUUCAGGGAGUCCUGAGGCAGGAGAGUUAGUGUUCAAUUCUCCCAGCAGCUACGUGCCCUCCAAGAGACCCCUUGCCAUGGGUCUCGACCCCAUAGGGAAGUGGGAUGCAGGCCCUGACACCCUUCGAACCAGGAAGUCCAAAGAUCUGUCAUGCUAGAUCUAGCCAAAUUCACUUCCUCAAUACCACGGCCUCAGUGAACCUCCUCCCCAAUUCUUCCUCCCCCCGCAAUGGACCUGGUCUCCUGGACAAAAGCUUGCAUGAGACUAGUGUUCCAGGACCUUGGCAACUUGUGUUUUAUUCCGAGAACUAUAAUGCUAUUCUUAUAAGAGCUUA